Molecule: messenger RNA, 2023 nt
Organism: Perca fluviatilis (European perch)
Lineage: Eukaryota; Metazoa; Chordata; Actinopteri; Perciformes; Percidae
Product: coiled-coil domain-containing protein 106-like
Exons: 5
Coding region: 205-1212 (335 amino acids)
Cellular component (GO): nucleoplasm
Source: RefSeq, a predicted model, not a curated record
GGUACAGUGGCGUCAGUGCUCUCUGGCGCCUCCCCAGACAUGCAUUUUGUACUAGUUGUCUCGCAUUUUUUCACUCGUCUCUGUUUAUAUUUUUGACAAAGGGGCAUUUUUACACGAAGUGAGGCUUCAGCGUACAUCGAUACAAACGCAGGAACACCUCCAACAGCAGUUUUAUCCGCUGGACUCUCUUAAAGGUUGGAAACGAUGGCGUCCGUGUGGCAGCAGGAGCCAUCAUGUUAUUCCCCCUGCGUAGAGAUCGACUCCAGCUCUGUCAGGUGCAAGGAACGGCUGACCUCUCCGGUCUGGCUGAAACAGGAACAAGACGACCUCCGCAUCAUCAAGUGGGAGACCUUUCAAACGGGAGCCUCGGCAGAUGCUGUUCAGGACAACACGCCCAGCAGUGCCAUGUCUGCCGCCUCACAUCAGGAAAGCCUGCCCCCGCGGGUGCUGCUGACCAUCACCAAGCUGCAGUGCAUGCUGGAGAGCAAACAGGAGCGGAUCGCUGCACUGGAGAAGCAGGUGGAGGACCUGAUGCAGGACCGCAAGUUCCUGAGGAGCCAGAUUGAAAACCUCACAAGUAGCCGCGCCAUGCCAACCUUUGCAUCACCCAGUCCAGUGACUGAAGCUCCUAAACCCAGCAAAGUGCAGCACUCGGAAAACAAAUCUCGGAAGAGAGAAAAAGCUUCUUCUUGUUCCUCUGACAGCAGCGACAGCGGCUCUGAGGCGUCGGAAUCAUCCGAAGUUUCAGCAGCCUCAAGUGAAUACAGAAGGAAGAAACACCAUAAGGACAAGAGAAGAUCAAGGAAAGGGAAGGACUACAGCAGGAAGAGGGCCACCGGUGUCCAGUAUGUCGUCCACCGCUACAAACAAGUCCUGUCGGCCUUCAUCAAGAAGAAGAGCAUGAGCGAAGCCUUCCGCCAUCUCGGAAUCGACCGGAACACCAUCGCCAACACGGCCUCGAUUGCCGAGCUCCAUCUCGCCGGCAAAGACAUGGUCCCCCUGGUGGGCAUGUUCCGCCAAGGAGAAGAGACUCUGGUCAGCUACGCCAACAGGUGCACCCUGGUCAUUGACAGCGACGCUGACCUGUCCAGGAAAAUAGACCAUAUGAAAGCUAGCGGCGAGCUUCUGCCCAUCGCAGGAAAAAGGCAGAGGUUGUUGCAUUCUCAGAUGCAACAGAUGGGGGGCGCGGCAGAGAGCAUUUUAAUAGGUUGAUGGAUUUUUAAUUGCAUGUAGUAGGGGUGAAACGUAAUGCCUUUUACAAAAACACCAAAAUGGAUUUUUAUGUUUUAUGUAGCAGUUUUUUUCUUAAAUUGAUUUAGUUAAUUAUUUUCAGAAUGUGCAUUUCAGGAUGUAUAUUUUGCCAUAAGCCAUAAAAAUGACUUACAGCUGCGGUCACUAAAGAGCAGAAGUGUGUGCUGCGUACGAAACGCCCACAAGAUGGCAGUGCUCACAUAUUAGAUCAGUUUUACAAAUCACUCCUCUUGUCAUUUACUCCAAAAUGGUGGAUUGUCAAUUUCCAUUUUCCAGCACCUUGUUUCUGUGGAGGGAUAACUUUUCUGUUCAUAGACAUUCUGAAAAAUAAUUUUGUUGACAUUAUCCUGUGACUCUUAUGCUGUAAUUGAACCGAGCGAUUUAAGAAACUGCGUUUGUUGUGUGUUAAUGUUUCUGACCUGCCAACAAAUGAAAACCAUGUGUUCAUAGAGAGAUUUCAGUGAGUUAUGUUGCCUUUGCUUUUAUCUUUUUAGAUUAUUUUUUAUUUGGGGCUUUUCCCUUUAUUUGAUAGUGCCAGUGACUAGACAGGAAAGGUGGGAGAGAGGUGGGGGAUGACACGCAGCAAAGGGCGGCAGGUCGGAUUCGAACCCUGGCCGCUGCAAAGGACUCCUACUGGAUGAGGCUAGAGGUCGCCCCGCCUUUGCUUUCACCUUGCAUCACAUCAACGCCAAAUUAUUUAACGUCUGUCUUCUGUGAGCUUAAAUGGGAUUGACAACAAAUGAAUUGCAGAAUAAAUGCGUAUUCAAUUUGC